This is a messenger RNA of Helianthus annuus (common sunflower), 1317 nucleotides long. RefSeq names its product G-type lectin S-receptor-like serine/threonine-protein kinase At1g34300. Gene Ontology annotation, molecular function: protein kinase activity; ATP binding. The transcript has 2 exons. Gene Ontology annotation, biological process: protein phosphorylation. The record is from RefSeq and is a predicted model, not a curated record. Bases 1 to 1317 code for a protein of 438 amino acids. Lineage: Eukaryota; Viridiplantae; Streptophyta; Magnoliopsida; Asterales; Asteraceae.
AUGCCUUCUAUUGCUUCUCCCCCUGAUUAUUUUGGUCCUUCUCUUUCUCCUGCUCCUUUUUCUGCUCCUUCUCCGGAACCUUUUCCUUUUUCUGAACCUUCUGAUGUCUCUCCUGAUAUUCCUAUUCUUGUUGGCGGGAUUGUUGCUAUUGUUGGUGCUAUUGUUAUUCUAGUUGUUUUCAUGGUAAAAUGUAAAUGCUGGGCAUUAUCCACAAAAAAGGAUGAGGAUAAAUUAUUAGAGGAUGACGAUUCGGAACAGAUUAUUCCCCUUGAUCAGAUUAUUCCCCCUGCCAUUGUCCAAUUCCUCGAUGACAUGGAAAGGGAAAAGCCCAUUCGGUUCACUUCUCAACAAGUAAGAAUAGCAACAGGUAGCUUCUGCAGCAUAUUGGGUUCUGGUGGGUUCGGGAUAGUUUAUAAGGGAAUUAUGAGCAUCAACAAGUAUGUAGCAGUGAAAGUACUAAACGGCACCUCUAACAAACGAAUUGAAGAACAAUUCAUGGCAGAAGUGAGCACUAUUGGAAGAAUUCAUCACCAUAAUCUUGUUAGGCUUUAUAGGUUUUGCUUUGAACCAAGUUUAAUAGCUCUUGUAUACGAGUUCAUGGUUAACGGCUCAUUGGAUAAGCAUUUGUUUAAAGCAAACCAAGGGGAAAUGAUAGGGUUUGACAAGCUUCACGAGAUUGCGUUGGGAACUGCAAGAGGCAUCAGAUACUUGCACGAAGAAUGUGCUCAUAAAAUAAUUCACCAUGAUAUUAAGCCAGGAAACAUAUUACUGGAUUCAAAUUUUUGUGCAAAAGUAGCUGAUUUCGGUUUGGCCAAACUUUGCAAUAGGGAGAAGACCCAUAUAACCAUGACGGGGGGACGAGGUACCCCGGGCUACGCUGCUCCUGAGCUCUGGAUGCCUCUUCUAGUUACACACAAAUGUGAUGUUUAUAGUUUCGGGAUGCUACUAUUUGAGAUCAUUGGGAGGAGGAGGAACAUGGACACUACUCUUGGUGAUAGUCAACAGUGGUUCCCCAUAUGGGCAUGGGAAAUAUAUGAAAAGAAUCAACUGAAAGAGUUAAUGAUAGAUUGUGAGAUUGAAGAAAAGGAUCUUGAAGUGGUGGAGAGGAUGUUAAAGGUGGCUCUUUGUUGUUGUCAAUAUAGGCCGGAGAAUAGGCCAAUGAUGAGCGUCAUUGUUAAAAUGUUGGAAGGUUUGUUAGAGGUGCCCGAGCCUUUAAAUCCCUUUACACAUUUGUUCUCAGGGAGUAACCAACCUAAUGUUUCUGCGACUCGAAUGUCUUGGAAUGUCAGUGGUUCAACUUGGUCUUCCUCUGUAUAA